AUGUACGCCGUUGAGAAAAAAUUCGAGAUCGAAAUGAAAUUGAAAAAGGAGAUGACAAACAUUCAGGAGUUGAAAGCAGCUGCGAAUCGCAGCUCCUCCCUUGCCGGUGACGUUUGUAAUGUGCUAGGUGCCUGUGAGCAAAGAUUGCAGCAACUGGAGACUGCUGUCUUACCUUUAUAUGGAGAUACAGCACGCUUACAGCAUAUACAUCAGAAUAUGGAACGCACAGUGAAGGCUCUGGAUCAUGUGAUAAACUACUACAUGGUGUCUAGAGAAUUGGCUGACCUUAUUCAAGCUGGACCGCACACAUCAUCAACAGAGUCUUUGAACAUAUAUUUAGAGGCUCUAGAUAAAUUAUCAGAGGCACAGAAUUAUUUUAAUAAGAACAAUCCCCAAAGUGUGGAGUUGGAGAAUAUAAACCAAUUAUACAAUACUGGUGUGUCAAAACUGGAGAAUGCUUUUGAAGAGUUACUUAGUCGUAACACAAGACCUCUGUCCCCAACUACUCUUAUGGACAUGAUUGCCUUAGAAGAAGACUCUAGCGUGGACAGUGUAAGCGUUAGUGGCAGUGGAUCCACUUCGGGCACCGCGUUGGAAACCAUGCGCGCGGCCGCGGCCUGGCUCAGUGCAGCUGGCAGACCACCUGCUGGACCUCUGCUGGCUAUACGGGCACCCGCCGCUAAGAGCUCUUUCAAUGCCUUCAAGGAUUACCUGAGGUCAAGGUCUAUGGCCGCAUCACCGCUUAUGAAAUCCAAAAAUCAACUCCAUCGAUCUGAUAGUACAAAGAAGACAAGUAAAUUGCAAAAAGUAUUAGAGAAGCGCGCGAACAAGUUGAUGUUGAAAGCUUCGCAGACGUUGGAGCAGUCAACCGGGCUUGCACUCGGUCCCCGGCGGUCUUUGAAUGAGACUUACGGCGAGGAGUCGUGCGCGGCGGAGGAGCGCGAGGCGGAGGUGGCGGGGUCGCUGGCCGCGGCCGUGUGCCGGCUGGCGCGCCACGAGCAGCGCGCGGCGCUCGGCCUCGUGCCGCUGGCGCGCCUGCCCGCGCUGCUCGCCGCCACGCUGCGCGACUGCUUCGCCGCGCUCCAAGCCGACGUCGACCGAGCGUGUACGCGCGUGCACCGCGCGGCGGCGCGCUGCUCGAGCGGCGCGGCGGCGGGCUGGGCGCUGCUGGCGCGCCUCACGCGCCUGCAGCCCGACCUGCAGCGCGCGCUGCACCCCGCCUCGCCCGCGCCCUACCUCGCCAUCGUGCACGCCUGCCAGCAACACUGCGUGCGCACUCUGGAGGAGUGGAUCGACGGUGUGAAGAGCGACACGGCGGCCGGCGCGGUGGACGGCACCGUGCACCAGCUGGCGGCCGCCGCGCUCGCCUACUGCCACGCGCUCGCCGCGCACAUGCACACCGUCGGUCAGGCACUGUCCACGGAGCCGUCAUACGUACGAGCCGCUAGUCAGAUAACUGGCGUGCAGGACAGGAAUGCUCUGAUGCUAGCAAUAUAUAUGCGCAAAGUUUUGGCUCAGUUGAACUUGGCGUUACGGACCAAGAGCGAGCAGUAUCCCGACGCUUUGAAAGCGAUAUUCCUGCUUAAUAACACACUGUACCUGCUGCAGGGUCUCCAACGCAGCGGCCUCUUAGACGUCCUGAUGCUGGCCGAACCCGAGUGCGAGACCAGCUACCGCGAUAUGAUACAGGACUACAAGAACGCAUACUUGCAGAGCUGGAACAAGUUGCUGUCGCACAUAACGCUGGACGAACCGCUUCCUAGUAAACUACGAGACAAAGACAGACAGAUACUGAAAGAUAAAUUUGCGUCGUUCAACCGCGAGUGGGAGGAGAUGACGCGAGCGCAGCGCGGCUACAGCGUGCCGGACGCGGAGCUGCGCGAGGCGCUGAAGCGAGACAACAAGCAGGCGCUGCUGCCCGCCUACACCGCCUUCCACGACGCACACGCAGCCCUGCCCUUCUCCAAGCACCCCGACAAGUACGUCAAGUACACGCCCGUGCAGAUCGCGACGCAAUUGGAUGGAUACUUUGACGAAGCAGCUUAA
Messenger RNA from Parnassius mnemosyne (clouded apollo), 2046 nucleotides. Lineage: Eukaryota; Metazoa; Arthropoda; Insecta; Lepidoptera; Papilionidae. The record is from the annotation of a GenBank genome assembly.